Messenger RNA from Knipowitschia caucasica, 951 nucleotides. The record is from the annotation of a GenBank genome assembly. Lineage: Eukaryota; Metazoa; Chordata; Actinopteri; Gobiiformes; Gobiidae.
AUGGCAACGAACAGCAGAGCCGUGUGGAGAGUGCUGUCAGGAUGUCAGUGGCUCUCUGGUCACAGCGGCUCUUCCUUAGCUUCUCUCCUCACUGUCCCCUCGAGAACAUUCGCAGUUGCUAGAACAAAAACAAAAGAUAAAAAAGAGGAGGAGAAGAAGGAGGUGAAGAAGCGACCUGUGAUCGACGACUCAAAACGUCACAAACCGUUUGGUAAAACGGCCUGGGCUCCGGUGGAUGACGUCUACAUUCGGAGAUUUUACCCCCGGACCCUGGUCGGUGUGGGGGACGCGGUGGAGCUGCUCAAGGCCUACAGAGCCCUGGACUUUACCCCCAAACAGCAGCCUCUGUACAUAGACCUGAAACUCGACAUGAAGCUGGAGAAAAAGAAAAAAGUGGAUCCGUUUGUGAGCACAGUCCACUUGCCUCAUCCUUUUAAGACCGAGAUGAAUAGAGUUUUGGUUUUCACAGAGGACCCAGAUCAAGCCAAAGUGGCUCAGGAAAACGGAGCUGCGAUCGUCGGAGGGGCGGAGCUUGUUCAAAAGAUUUUGGAUGAUGAAAUUUCAGCUGAUUUUUAUGUUGCUGUGCCUGACAUGCUGGUGAAGAUGAUACCGCUCAAAAACAAGCUCAGAAAGAAAUUUCCCAAAAACAAAAGAGGUUCGGUUGGUAUGAACAUUGUCAAAAUGUUGGACUUGUUCAAAACGGGACACGAGUAUAUGGUAGAAGACAACUGCUACGUUCGAACACAAAUUGCCACGCUGGACAUGUCCUCAGAGUACAUUCUGGAGAAUCUACACACGCUUCUCACUGACGUUUACUCGCACAGACAGGCAACCACAGAUUUAGGGCCAUUCAUAGAGAGAGCCAUCAUCUGCAGUCAAACCAGUGAAGGCCUGUGGCUCAAAACCGAAGACCUUCUCCCAAAAACAGAGAAGAAGGAAGAGAAACUUUGA